AUGUCCUUGAACUCGACUGCCGCUCCUGUCACCCUCACGGGGGAUGAUAUCAUCGCUGUUAUCGCCCAUUCUCAAGCCGAAAACUCAAUUGCUUUGAAGGCCAAGCUGGAAGAACUAGCGAAGCAGCUGGAGGUUGACAUACAUGUCCUGGUCCGUAACCGACUGAUCGACACCAACACCGGCCGGACCCUCCUUCACCAUGCCGCUAGAAAUGGCCACACAGAAUGCCGCUCUUCUGGGCGCAACCCGGGUGUUUGGACGACCACAGCCGAAAGCAAGGGAGCCCUCGAAUUCGUAUGCUGGCAACAUUGGAGGUUUGCAGGCGGCAACGGGCGUGAGCCCAAUAUGCUUAUUGGUCUCAAGCGGCACAUUAUCGAGACCUUACGGUUCGACUUCAGAGUGCGGUACCCGCAGACGAUCCUCUGCAAGCUUGUCAAAGAGAUCGCGGGAUCUGGACCCAUUGCCAAACAAUCAUGCAGUACGGCAUUCCAGAUGUCCUUCAAGGAAGACACCGAGUCCGAAGCAUGA
Anthostomella pinea is the source of this 528-nucleotide messenger RNA. The record is from the annotation of a GenBank genome assembly. NCBI's taxonomy places the organism in Eukaryota, Fungi, Ascomycota, Sordariomycetes, Xylariales, Xylariaceae.